Molecule: messenger RNA, 530 nt
Organism: Frieseomelitta varia
Lineage: Eukaryota; Metazoa; Arthropoda; Insecta; Hymenoptera; Apidae
Exons: 2
Coding region: 6-530 (174 amino acids)
Source: RefSeq, a predicted model, not a curated record
GAAAAAUGAUAUGCGAUGAAAAUACGUGUCCCGAGAGGCACGUAGAUGAAAAAUUUCACGAGCAAAGGAUCCGUGAUAUUGACGAAGAUGAUUUUAUAAAAAAUUUGAAACACGAAAAGUGCAAGAUAAUUCAAUUAGUUCGUCGACAAAUACAUAAAUUUUACGAUACUCAAUACAAGGUAUCCCCGAUAUCAAAUGGGUGGCAAACAAGAUAUAUGCAAGAAUCACCAGAUUCUAUGUUGUAUAAAAUAAAACGCGAAGAGAAUUUAACAGAAGAGGCGAAUAGCGAAGCAGUCGAUAUAUCGAACAAUUUACUCAUGAGAAGUACAAUGUCGACUGGCCAAGCAUGGUGUCUACGUGCUUUGAGAAAAAUUCGAAAAAGAAUUUGCGUGAUGGUUGUAAUUGCCGGCGUCGUUGCUGUAAUGAUGCUGUCGAUUUACGGCAUUUACUUUCGCGCGUAUCUCUGCGGUAACGGGAAAUCUUGCGUCACAUCUCUUCGGUACACUCACGUCAAACACGCAUUAUUUUGA